Acytostelium subglobosum LB1 is the source of this 450-nucleotide messenger RNA. RefSeq lists its product as hypothetical. Lineage: Eukaryota; Evosea; Eumycetozoa; Acytosteliales; Acytosteliaceae. The transcript is spliced from 2 exons. The coding region runs from base 1 to 450 and encodes 149 amino acids. The record is from RefSeq and is a predicted model, not a curated record.
AUGAUCAUUCGUAGAUUGCAGUCUAUCACUCUUCAUCACAGUCUAUCAUCAAAGUACGACAAUGUAGACAUCAAGCGCACGAGAUACCAACGAACAUUGACAUUGUACAAUGAACAUUUCGGCAAAGAACCAGACAACAACAUCAUUUGGGAUGCACAAUACUUGUCGGGUGGACAACAAGUUGGACGAGUCGAGAAGAAGUUGCAAUCAAAGAAGCAACGAGUCAAGAAAGUGGAGGAACCUGCAGUGCCUGCAGCUGAUCCAGCACCAGCUCCAGUACAAUCCUCAACCGAUCAAAUCACAUUUGCCUAUUGCCAACGUCAAGGUGUCAAGCCAACAAUCUGCUUUCAGUACGACGGUCAGCUCCUUCAACCAGAUCGAACACCCUUGGACUAUGACAUGGGCAACAAUGCGGAAAUCAUCGUACUGAAGGAAAUAGUAGGAUGUUGA